Messenger RNA from Microthlaspi erraticum, 786 nucleotides. Lineage: Eukaryota; Viridiplantae; Streptophyta; Magnoliopsida; Brassicales; Brassicaceae. The record is from the annotation of a GenBank genome assembly.
AUGAACAUCGUUGCCCUGAGCAAACGUUUAAUCUCUCCUCGAUUCUCUAAUCCUGUUUCUCUCCACGGAAUCAACGAUGCCCUCGCAGAAACUGUUGUCUCCGGUCGGAAACCAAUCCUCGGAUUUUACGGCCGAUCCUUUCACCACCUGCGUAAAGUUGGGAAUUACGUAGCCCCUCGUGUGUUCUUCGUGUCUUCGCGUUUUCGAAAUCUAUCGACGAAUUCUUCUUCUUCUUCGUCGAAACAACCUGCGUUUCUACGAUGGUAUUUGAGAAAACUGGAGUCGAACCCUUUCAUGACCAAGAGCAUCACUACUUCUCUCAUCUAUAUGGCCGCCGAUCUCACUUCUCAGAUGAUCACAAUGCAGCCAUCUGGUUCAUACGACCUGAUAAGAACAGCAAGAAUGGCUAGCUUCGGGUUGGUAUUUCUCGGUCCGUGUCAGCAUGUAUGGUUCAGUUAUCUCUCUAGAAUAUUGCCGAACCGCGACGUUUUGACAACCUUCAAGAAGAUAAUGAUGGGACAGGCUCUUUUCGGGCCUUUUAGCAACACCGUCUUCUACUCCUAUAACGCUGCUUUACAAGGUGAAACUUCUGAGGAGAUUUUGGCGAGAUUGAAGCGAGAUCUUGUGCCAACGUUGAGAAAUGGACUUUUGUAUUGGCCUCUCUGUGAUUUUGUUACGUUCAAGUAUGUGCCUGUUCAUCUACAGCCACUGAUGAAUAGCUCUUGCGCGUAUAUAUGGACGAUUUAUUUGACGUAUAUGGCAAAUCAGACGAAAGCUGACAGCUGA